Cadophora gregata is the source of this 1686-nucleotide messenger RNA. RefSeq lists its product as uncharacterized. The transcript has 7 exons. Lineage: Eukaryota; Fungi; Ascomycota; Leotiomycetes; Helotiales; Ploettnerulaceae. Gene Ontology annotation, molecular function: transmembrane transporter activity. The record is from RefSeq and is a predicted model, not a curated record. Gene Ontology annotation, biological process: transmembrane transport. The coding region runs from base 1 to 1686 and encodes 561 amino acids.
AUGAUAUCAGCCACGAAAUACGCGCGACUCGCAGAGGAUGAGAAGUCUUGCCUUGACCUAGAGCGCUGUAGAGACAGUGUUGAAAGUACUGUCAUCAAGAAAGAUAAUGGAUACGAUGACGGAUGUAUUCCUGAAGUUGACGAUGAGGAGGAAGACAGGAUACGUGGUUGGUCUUGGGUACUCAUAGUCGCUGGAGUGGCAUCUGCGAUGUUCUUCUACUGCUUGGAUAAAAGCAUCACAACAAUCCUCAUUCCAGUCAUCGUAAGCGAGCUUGGCGAAGCGUCCAAGUUGCCCUGGGUUUUUGUUGGUUUUGGGCUGGGUUCCCUAUCACUUACUCUUCCCAUUGGCAAGAUUUACAGUCUUUUCAACGCCAAAAUUCUGUAUCUAGGUUUUCUCGGAAUCUUCAUGCUCGGCUCAGCCCUUUGCGGUGCAGCAUGGAAUAUGGAUGCAUUGAUCAUUGGACGAGUCCUUGCAGGAGUGGGAGGUAUUGGAGUGUAUACCGGAAUCAUGACAUUCUUGACGUCUCUGACAACCGAGAAAGAAAAACCUGUGUACUUGGGAGUCAUCGGACUUUUCUGGAGCAUCGGUCGAGUCAUCGGUCCACUCUUUGGGGGUGUACUAGGUAGAGACUCAUGGCGAUGGGCGUUUUACAUCAACCUGCUUGUCUGUGGCGCUUUCUCUCCAGUCUAUAUCUACCUCCUUCCAAGCUUGCCGUCAAAAUCCAAAACAGCUCUACAUGCACGACUACAGAACUUCGAUUCCCUAGGGGCAGGUUUGAGCAUUUGUACAAUCAUCACGUUGUUUACCAGCAUCAACUCUGUUGGGACUCGCUUUCCAUGGGGUAGCCCCUUGAUGAUCGGGAUGUGCUCCUUGGCAGUCACAUUCUUAGCAUUAUUCUCAUCACAGCAAUUGUUUUGCUUCAGAACGACGCCAGAAGAUCGGAUAUUUCCUGUCAAUAUGAUUUUCAACCGGCAAGUCUUACUGGUUUUCAUAAUCGGUUCAGCGAGUAGCAUCGCAGCUUUCGUACCAGCGAACUUCAUCUCCCUAUAUUUCCAAUUCACAAGGGGAGAUUCUGCAUUGGAUGCGGCACUCAGACUGCUACCUAUGAUUAUUGCGAUGUCUGCUGUAAUGCCAUUCUCUGGAUAUCUGAUGCCCAAGAUUGGUCAUCUGGAAUGGUGGCCCUUUGUGGGAACCCUGAUUGCACUGCCAGGCUUUGUUUAUAUGGUUGGUCUUCAUGUUCAGUCAUCACCGGCUUUAAUUUACAUUUCCGAAGCCUUGAUAGGCGCAGGAAUGGGAACUUAUAUGCAGAUUCCAUAUACUCUGGUCGGACCAUACAUUCGCAAGGAUCAAAAACAGGAGGCAAUGAGCUUCGUGAUCAUCUCUCAAGUUGGGGGAAUUGCUUUCUCCAUGUCAAUUUCCACAGCAAUCUUCACCAAUUUGGCUACAUCAUGGCUGAAAGCCCAACUACCGGAGAUGUCUUCAUCCAGUAUAGAGAGACUGUUAUCGGGAACAAGCAGGUCACUUGAUGGUUUCUCAUCGUCGAACCUGGGCGAUGUUCUAGAUAUCCUUGUGGAUGCCAUGCAGCCUGCAUGGAUUAUCACUCUCGCGGCUGCAAUUGCGGUUAUUUUGGCGGCAGCGACGCUGAUUUACCAGUCAAUCGCAAGAAGUAGAGGUUCUGUAAAAUAA